Messenger RNA from Staurois parvus, 337 nucleotides. Lineage: Eukaryota; Metazoa; Chordata; Amphibia; Anura; Ranidae. The record is from the annotation of a GenBank genome assembly.
CAGCAGCAUGAGGAGGCGGUAUAGGGGCCCAUGGCAGAUUAGGGGCCUGGCAGCAGCUAGGGAGGCCCGUAAUCUGCCAGCACCCUAUGACAAAAAAUGGAACACACCAGCAGUGUGUGGAGACCUGAAAGUGGCACAUGGCAGAGUGUGGCGAUGGAGACAGCAGCAAUGGGAGGCCGCCCGUAAUCUGCCAGCACCCUAUGUCAAAAAAUUCAACACACCAGCAGUGUGUGAGGAGACCUGAAAGUGGCACAUGGCAGAGUGUGGCGAUGGAGACAGCAGCAAUGGGAGGCCGUACAGGGACCCAUGAGAGACUCUGGACCUGGCAGCAGCAUGA